CUGAGCCAGCCGAUCCUUUUUCACGCUAUUCCUCAAUCCGAAGGCACUUACAAACACCCCUUUGACACUCUCUUCCCUCUUAAAACUAACUCUCUCUCUCUCUCUCUCACUGUGGGAGAGAGGCUCGAAAACCACAAACUCAAGAGUCUCUUUCCUGGCUCCACGAAACAGAGUCCCCUGUUCCAUUCUCAAUCACUAGAAUGAAGUAUAUCCGGACCAGCAGCCUCAAGAGGCUUUUCUCCUUGCAACGACGCAGUUUCGAGGAGAAAGUUCCCACCGGCGAUGAAAAAGACGAGAAUUUGCUGGUUAUUGCGGCCCAGGAACAACCUUCUCAGAGACCCACUUGGAAAUGCUUCUCCUACGAAGAACUCUUUGACGCCACCAAUGGCUUCAACUCAGAUAAUUUGGUCGGCAAAGGAGGCUACGCGCAGGUUUACAAGGGGACAUUGAAAGAUGGGUACGAGAUUGCAGUGAAGAGGCUCACGAGAACUUCGAGCGAUGAGAGGAAAGAGAAGGAGUUCUUGACAGAGAUUGGCACAAUCGGUCAUGUUAACCAUACAAAUGUAUUGCCUCUUCUGGGUUGUUGUAUUGACAAGGGGCUUUACCUCGUCUUCGAGCUCUCAUCCAAAGGCUCUGUCGCCUCUCUUCUUCAUGAUGAAAACGUGCCUCCUUUGGACUGGAAAACCAGAUAUAAGAUAGUUCUGGGGACUGCACGUGGCCUCCAUUACUUGCACAAAGGCUGCAAAAGGAGGAUAAUCCACAGGGACAUCAAGUCCUCAAACAUUCUAUUAACGUCAGAUUUUGAACCACAGAUAUCAGAUUUUGGGCUGGCAAAAUGGCUUCCGAAUCAAUGGACUCAUCAUUCCAUAGCCCCAAUAGAGGGAACAUUUGGACAUUUGGCACCAGAGUACUACUUACAUGGAAUAGUGGACGAGAAAACAGACGUGUUUGCUUUUGGGGUUUUCUUGCUCGAAGUCAUCUCAGGCAGGAAACCGGUGGACGGCUCUCACCAAAGCUUACACAACUGGGCAAAACCAUUGUUGAACAAAGAGGAAUUAGAAAAGCUGGUAGAUCAGAGGCUAGAAGGAGCCUACGAUGUAGCUCAAUUACAAAGACUUGCCUUUGCAGCUUCUCUCUGUAUUCGAGCUUCUGCAACUUGGCGACCUACCAUGAGCCAGGUAUUGGAGGUGAUGGAGGAAGGAGAAAUGGACAAGGAGAAGUGGAAGAUGCCAGAGGAAGAAGAAGAACAAGAAGAAGAAUUCUGGGGAUUUGAGGAUCUGGAAUAUGAAUAUGAAAGUUCAUUCUCUCUGUCUCUACCAGACUCCAUUAGAAGCAGCUCAUAAUUAAUUGUUUUGUUAAGCAUCACUUUCAAGCUACCUGUAAAUAAAUAUACAUUUAUAUUCAUAUAUAUCAUCUUCUAAAGAUUCAGAUA
Messenger RNA from Prosopis cineraria, 1432 nucleotides. Its product is annotated as probable receptor-like serine/threonine-protein kinase At5g57670. The record is from RefSeq and is a predicted model, not a curated record. Gene Ontology annotation, molecular function: ATP binding; protein kinase activity. Lineage: Eukaryota; Viridiplantae; Streptophyta; Magnoliopsida; Fabales; Fabaceae. The coding region runs from base 201 to 1343 and encodes 380 amino acids. Gene Ontology annotation, biological process: protein phosphorylation. The transcript has 7 exons.